This is a messenger RNA of Daldinia decipiens, 1420 nucleotides long. Its product is annotated as Mov34-domain-containing protein. NCBI's taxonomy places the organism in Eukaryota, Fungi, Ascomycota, Sordariomycetes, Xylariales, Hypoxylaceae. The record is from RefSeq and is a predicted model, not a curated record. Bases 83 to 1093 code for a protein of 336 amino acids. Gene Ontology annotation, biological process: proteasome-mediated ubiquitin-dependent protein catabolic process; protein deubiquitination. Gene Ontology annotation, cellular component: proteasome regulatory particle, lid subcomplex. Gene Ontology annotation, molecular function: proteasome binding; protein binding; metallopeptidase activity. The transcript has 3 exons.
UUGGUUUUACGACUCGGUGCAUCUUGUUAACUUACUGCAAUUCACACUGCAAUUCACACUGCCAUAGCGCCGAUAUAUCAAGAUGGAUCGGUUGAACAGAAUGCUUGCCGGUGCCAGCGGCAUGGGACUCGGCGCCGCUCCGGGGACGGAUAACCAAAACCUAAUCGAUAACUCCGAGACCGUAUACAUCUCCUCCCUUACGCUACUCAAGAUGUUACGACACGGACGAGCUGGUGUGCCCAUGGAAGUCAUGGGACUUAUGCUGGGAGAGUUCGUCGACGAUUUCACAGUACGAGUGGUGGACGUCUUUGCUAUGCCCCAGAGCGGUACCGGUGUCAGUGUCGAAGCUGUCGACCCGGUAUUCCAGCAGAAGAUGAUGGACAUGUUGACGCAGACCGGACGACCUGAGUCGGUCGUUGGAUGGUACCAUUCUCAUCCCGGAUUCGGAUGUUGGCUUUCCUCGGUCGAUAUCAACACCCAACAAAGCUUCGAGCAGUUAACGCCGAGAGCCGUCGCCGUCGUCGUCGAUCCCAUACAGUCAGUCAAAGGAAAGGUUGUCAUCGAUGCUUUCCGUCUCAUCAACCCGCAAUCUCUGAUGCUCGGACAAGAGCCAAGACAGAGUACUUCCAACCUGGGUCACCUGAAUAAGCCCUCUAUCCAAGCGCUUAUUCACGGACUCAACCGACACUACUACUCCAUAGGCAUCAACUAUCGCAAGACCGCGCUGGAGGAGAACAUGCUCAUGAACCUGCACAAGCACGUAUGGACCGAGGCAUUGCAGAUGGAAGACUUUAGACACGAGGACGAGCAGAACAAGGAUCGUUUCAAGACACUGGUGACCUUAGCCGAGGGCUACGAGAAGAGAGUCAAGGAGGAGACCGAGUUAACCAAGGACCAACUUAAGACGCGCUACGUUGGCAAGCUGGACCCCAAGAAGCAUCUUGAGGAUGUUGGACAGAAGCUUAUCGAGGACAACAUCGUUUCCGUGUCGAGGCAGAUGAUCGACAAAGAAGCUACGAUGCCCAAGAAGGAUGCAGCGGCUAACGGCCAAUCAAAUGGGGAUCAUAUGGACGUCGAGGACGAGGAAUUGUAAAUCUGCAUUCUCGAGAACAAAUUUAAUUCCAAUCUGAGGCCUCGAUCCUCAGCAGUGUAUCAUAGGCGUUGGAAGGGCUAGCGGGCCCGGUCUAGAGAGCCCGAUAAUGAACGGCUCGUUUCACGGCUCGGUCUUGCAUAUGUGCUAGCGAGGUAUCACGAACAAGGGAAUAUUUCCGCCCAUGCUAAUACCAUCUUAGUCUUUUUCUACUGUGAAGGGUUUCGAUUUCUGUAUGCUUAUGUAGCUACGUAUUGUUGACUUUUUGUUUUCUAGGGUUACUUCGAUCUACUGUCCACGCUUUGUCCUUGUUAAGCAUUGUUAUUAUCU